AAUGAAAAUUAUUUAUUUGAAUAUUUCAAAAAAAAAUAAAAAAUCUAUGGCGUAUCAUGCUCAUAACAAGUAGUAGUAUUAAUAGUAUUUGUUUUUUAUAUCUUCUUCUUGGUCAUCAUUAAUGUCUUCUUCUACAGAAAAUGGCAAUGGUAGCCCUUUAUGGAGAGAGAUCCUAAAACUAUCUACUCUCAUAAACAUCGCUAAUUUAGAGCAUUUUGAUGUACUUACAAUCCUCUUUCUCUUACCUUUGCUUUUCGCUCCAACCAUAUAUCCUUCAUUCCACCUCGCUCUAUUUCAUCCCGAAUAUGAUUUUAUCGACAAACUUAUUCACUCCCAUAUUUCCCUCUCCAAUUUUGAAAUUAUCGCAUUCAUUAUAUGUAUUCUGUACUUUAUCCUGUUUUUCCUCUGUUCCGUAGCCACAUUUACUUACACCACUGUUCAAGUAAUCUAUGACAGACCGAUCAACGUUGUUUCCUCUGUUAAAUCUAUCAGAAAUUCGAUUUUCCCUCUUCUCUCCACUUUUAUCAUUUCUCAUACCAUUCUAAUUUCAAUCACUCUCAUUUUCACAUCCCGACUAAUUGAACUCAAAUACAAUCUGAUUUUCGUCGUACCAAUUCUGGUUUGGCUACAGGUGAAUUGGUCAUUAGCUUAUGUGGUAGCAGUGGUUGAAUCAAAACAGGGCUUCGAGACACUGAGGAGAAGCGCGUAUUUAGUGAAGGGAAUGGGGGUGAGAUCAAUAGCUUUAUCGAUGAUGCUAUAUUAUGGGCUUAUGGUUGGAGGUAUGGUGAUCGUUGGUUCGAUGCUUUUUUUCAUAAUGUGUACAUCUUAUCAGUGUAUUAUCAUCUCAGUAGGGAUAUUGCCGGUAUUAGUGAUUUCAAUAGUAAUAUCUUAUAAGACGAUGAAUCAAUAUCUUAUUGGAAACGUUCUGUUGUAUAUGUAUUGCAAUGACUUCAAUGGCGAAAAGUUUCCCUUGGAGAUUGGAGACAAUGAAUGUAGCGAUGAGUAUCAAUCACUCAACACGGUGUGAUAUUUUUUCGCGAAAAACAUUUGAACAAUAAAAUCUUUAAUUAUAUCAAAGGUGUUGGAGAAAGUAUUCCUUUGACAUUAUUUGUACCGUAUAUCUUAUUUAUGAAGGAAAUUCAGUUG
This is a messenger RNA of Solanum lycopersicum (tomato), 1146 nucleotides long. NCBI's taxonomy places the organism in Eukaryota, Viridiplantae, Streptophyta, Magnoliopsida, Solanales, Solanaceae. The record is from RefSeq and is a predicted model, not a curated record.